UCUCUUUAAGGCGGCGGGGGAGGGCCCAGCCUGACAAUGGGCCGGGGCAGCCGAGUUGGAGCAAGUUCCCGGCGCUGCCGCCGCCCGGGUGCGGGCUGAGCAGGGGGCAGCGGCGGCGGAUUAUCGCCGGGAGCAGCGGAGCCUGGUGCGGGAACGGGGCUGGCAGCGAAAGAAUGAAUUAAUCCCCUGCCCCCCCCCGGGCGCGCCGACCCCCUCCUGUCUGACCCCCGGGAUCGAUCCGCAGCCCCCGGUCUCCAGCGGCCGCCCGUGCGCCCUUCUUCCCGCCCGGCGCUGUCUGCGCCCCGCCCGGCUCCGCGGGGCUGAGGAUCUCCCGGCCCGGCUCGCCCUGCCCCCCGGGAUGUGGCCUGGUAUGGACGGGGCCAUGCGGCGGCGGCGGCUACUCUUGCUGCGGAGCGUCCUGUGUCUGAUGCCGGCCCUGGUGGGACCAACUUUCGGCUCCCGCCCUCGGCUCGAAGACUUUUCUCCAAGGAUAGUCGAGCACCCCUCUGACCUCAUCGUUUCCAAGGGGGAGCCAGCGACGCUGAACUGCAAGGCGGAGGGGCGUCCCACCCCGAUAAUCGAAUGGUACAAGGAUGGGGAGCGGGUGGAGACAGACAAGGAGGACCCGCGAUCCCAUCGCAUGCUGCUGCCUAGUGGCUCCCUCUUCUUCCUGCGCAUCGUCCACGGCAGGAGGAGCAAGCCCGACGAGGGCAUGUACGUGUGUGUGGCCAGGAACUAUCUGGGAGAGGCCGUGAGCCGGAACGCGUCGCUGGAGGUGGCCAUCCUGCGCGAUGACUUCCGGCAGGCCCCCAGCGACGUGGUGGUGGCGGCCGGCGAGCCGGCUGUGAUGGAGUGCAUCCCGCCCCGCGGGCACCCUGAGCCCACCAUUUCCUGGAAGAAGAAUAGCAUCCGCAUCAGCGAUAAAGAUGAGCGCAUCACGAUCCGUGGGGGGAAGCUGAUGAUGUCCAACACCAGGAAGAGUGACGCUGGCAUGUACGUCUGUGUGGCUACCAACAUGGUGGGGGAGCGGGACAGCGAGCCGGCCGAGCUGGUGGUGUUUGAGCGCCCCACGUUCAUCCGCAGGCCCAUCAACCAGGUGGUGCUCGCUGAGGACAGCGUGGAUUUCCAUUGUGAGGUGCAGGGGGACCCAGUGCCAACGUCCCGCUGGCGCAAGGAGGAAGGGGAGCUGCCACGGGGCAGGGCAGACAUCCAGAAUGACAGCACCUUGCGGAUCAGCCGGGUCAGCGCUGAGGACGAGGGCACCUACACUUGUGUGGCAGAGAACAGCGUGGGCAAGUCGGAGGCCUCCGGCUCGCUCAGCGUCCACGUGAGCCCAUUCCUUCCACCCCAGUUAGUGACGCGCCCUCGGGACCAGAUUGUAGCUCAGGGCCGCACCGUGACCUUUCACUGUGAGACCAAAGGAAACCCGCCGCCGGCUGUGUUCUGGCAGAAGGAGGGCAGCCAGAUCCUGCUGUUUCCCAGCCAGCCCCCUCAGCCUAUGGGCCGCUUCUCCGUGUCCCCGAGUGGCGAGAUGACCAUCACGGAGGUGCAGACAGCAGAUUCGGGCUACUACAUGUGCCAGGCCAUCAGCGUGGCGGGGAGCAUCCUGGCCAAAGCCCUGCUGGAGGUGGAGGAUGUGACAUCCGACCGCAUCCCGCCAAUCAUCCGCCGAGGGCCCGCAAAUCAGACACUGGCCGUGGAUGCUACAGCCCAGCUGCAAUGUCAUGUGACCGGGAACCCGCUGCCCAGCAUCCAGUGGCUGAAAGACGGGCAGCAGGUUGUGGGCAGGGACCCCAGGGUCAGCCUGUUAGACAACGGGACUCUGCAGAUCACAAACAUGCAGGUGACAGACUCCGGGCUGUAUGUCUGUGUCGCUACCAGCUCGACGGGGGAGACGACAUGGAGUGGGGCCCUGACAGUGCAAGAGACUGGGGCAGACCUCCAGGUGCAGCUCUCCGAACCUGACCACCUCCCUGGACCCCCCUCAGCGCCGCUGGUCACCAAUGUCACCAAGAACAGCGUGACCCUGGUCUGGAAGCCGAGCCCCCAGAGAGGGGGCACUGCAGCUACCACGUACAUCAUCGAAGCAUUUAGCCAGUCCUCAGGCAGCACCUGGCAGACAGUGGCCGAUAACGUGCGGGUGGAGAAGCACACGGUGAGCAGCCUGAACCCCAACACCAUCUACCUCUUCCUCAUCCGCGCCGCCAAUGCCUACGGGCUGAGCGACCCCAGCCCCGUCUCGGAGCCGGUGCGCACGCAAGACAUCAGCCCCACCAGGCAGGGUGUGGAUCACCGGCAGGUGCAGCGCGAGCUCGGCCAGGUCGUGGUACAGCUGCAGGAGCCCGUCAUCCUCACCUCGACCACCAUCCAGGUGUCCUGGACUGUGAAUCGCCAGGCCCAGUUCAUCCAGGGCUACCGGGUGCUGUACCGCCCGCGGGGCAGCGCCUGGCUGGUGCAGGACGUGCCGGCGCCGGCCCAGCGCAGCACCGUACUGCUGGAGCUGCGCAAGGGCCAGGAGUACGAGAUCAAGCUCCGCCCCUACUUCGACGAGUUCCAGGGCAUGGACAGCGAGCUGCUGGUGGUGCACACACCCGAGGAAGCUCCCAGCGCUCCCCCUCAGGCGGUUUCUGUGGUAACAGUGGGCAACAGCACCAGCAUCAGCGUGUCAUGGGAGCCGCCCCCUGCCGGCGAGCAGAACGGCAUCAUCCAGGAUUACCGGAUCUGGUGCCUCGGGAACGAGAGCCGCUUCCAUAUCAACAGGAGCGUGGAGGGCACGGUGCACUCAACAGUGCUGCAGGGGCUGGUGCCCGGGGUGCUGUACCGCACCGAGGUGGCCGCGGUCACCAGUGCCGGCGUAGGAGUGAGAAGCGCGCCCGUCACCAUCCAGAUCAAGCCUGUCCUGGACCAGGGCUCGGUGCCCAUCAGCAGUGGGGAGAACGUGAGCCUGGCCGAGCAGAUCACAGACGUGGUGAAGCAGCCAGCCUUCAUCGCGGGCAUCGGCGGGGCCUGCUGGGUCAUCCUGAUGUGCUUCAGCCUCUGGAUCUACUGGCGCCGCAAGAAGAGGAAGGAGCUGAGUCAUUACACGGCCUCCUUUGCGUACACGCCAGCAGUCUCGUUCCCGCACGCAGAGGGGCCGGCCCGUGGCAACAGCAGACCAGGCAUGCUGGCCAUGGCCACCAGCGCCUCCAACUACCCCUGGCUGGCAGACUCAUGGCCCGCCCCCAACCUGCUGCUCAAUGGGAAUGCCAAGGAGCCUGGCACAAGCCGCUGCACGGGGAUCCAUGAUGCCACGGAGAGAUAUUACAAUGAGGCCGGGAUUUCCAACUACCUCGCCCAGACAGAGAAGUUUGGGGUGGGCGCGUCGGACGGGCCCAUUUACAGCACCAUUGACCCUGCCAGCGACGAGAUGAGGACCUUCAACGGGGCCUUCUCGCAGCACACCACGCCUUAUGCCAGCACGCCCCUGGUGCCAUACGGGGUACCCAGCCUGCCCUCCCCUGACGCAGAGGAGAGCCCACGGAGCCCCCAGCCUGGCCCCUCCGGCAGCCAGUACGCGCUCCCGGAGCGCAGCAGAGCUGAGCAGGUAGUGAAAAUCGGCAAAGCAAAGUCGAUGGGGAAGCCGGUGAAAACGCCCUCGCUGAACUGGACGGAGUUGCUGCCCCCUCCGCCUCCAGCCAGCGAGCUGAGCCAGUACGUGGAGGAGGAGGAAGAGCUGGCUGCCAGCGUGGAGGCGGAGGAAUGGUGCCCCCCGCUGCCUGAACGCACCUACCUGAUGGACAACGUCCAGGAGGAACAGUGCCCCCGGCCCCCGCCCCGCGGCGACAUCUCACCCGCCCACUCCUACGGGCAGCAGUCCACGGCCACGCUGACGCCCUCGCCGCGCGAUGAGAUGAGAGCUGCUGAGGACAUCCCCAGGCUGCAUCACUUCGAGAUCCCACACCUGCCCCGGCGGUUGCCAAACGGCUCGGGGGCGUUGCCCAGGGCCCCGAGCCCUCCCCUGACCCAGUCUGACCCAAACCUCAAUGCCCUUACGGAGGGGGCCGAUGGCCACACACCCAGACAUGGGCACAGACGCAACCUGAGUCAGACCCCAGCGCACAGUGCUGAGAACAUCAGUUCCCCGAACCCAGGAAAAGCCCGCCCCGCUCCCGGUGACGUGUCCCUCCCCCCGGCACAGAAAACGAGAACGAAGAAAAAGGCCAAGACCAGCCAUUACCUCCGGGAGAAGAAACAGGGAGAUCUGCCACCGCCCCCACUGCCACCGCCCAGCGAGGACCCCGGGGCCUCUGCUCAGCCCCUGGCGCCACCAUCGGCCUGCGGCGUCUCCUCUCUGGAGAGGGACGUGAACAGUGCCAGCGCCACAGAGCGGAGAGCUGGCCAUCGGACCGUGCUGGGCCAGCACCAGCACCGAGAUGUGGAGGAGAUCGUCCCGUACAGCAGGCCCACCUUCCUCUCCAGAGGCCAGGUAUCCAGCAACUGCUCCACGACCGGCAGCUCCUCCUCCAGGGGCUCGACGGGGUCCCGGGGCCAUGGCUCCGGCCGCAGCAGGACAGCCGGGGACCGUAGUGAGGAGAAGAGAUGAAGCCAGCGGCGCCGGCUGAGUGAGCGGACGCAGGCUGUGAGCCGGGCUCUGCCCUGAGAUCUGGGCUGGGCUCUGGGCUUUGGGCUGGUUUAACUGAUGACACUGUGACUGGAGCCAGGUAGCCCAGUCCCUUGUAAAUAGGUGGGGUCGGGAGCGGCAGGCAGGCUGUGUUUAUACCCAGGACACGGGGCUCGUGGGUGAGGCCUGCAUGGGCCGUUCAGUGCCAAGCCGGCAGUUCUGCAAAGGAAGGUUUGUGCCCAGCAGGGCAGGGGCAGGCAGCUGGGGCAGGACCAGCUUCCAGCCAGGCUCAGAGAGCAGCCCACCCGCACGGCCCGCCAGCCCAACCAGCCCCUCGUGUGGGCAGGGGUGUUUUUUGGUAGCUAAUGAAUCCGUUUGUAAAACAACCAAUAAAGCUGUUUGUUACCCUGGA
Molecule: messenger RNA, 5012 nt
Organism: Dermochelys coriacea (leatherback sea turtle)
Lineage: Eukaryota; Metazoa; Chordata; Testudines; Dermochelyidae
Gene: ROBO3
Product: roundabout guidance receptor 3
Exons: 29
Coding region: 359-4582 (1407 amino acids)
Biological process (GO): cell-cell adhesion; axon guidance
Cellular component (GO): axon; plasma membrane
Molecular function (GO): protein binding
Source: RefSeq, a predicted model, not a curated record